AUGAACUAUUACGUACCAUCCCCUGAGGGAUGCUUUCCAUCAGAACCUCUACCUCCAAUUUAUGGCUACAACCCCGAUCCUCCCUCUCAUGACCACCAAACUGGACCACCACAACAUUUUCCCCAAUUUGAUCACGGGUUUGAACCGUUUGAUCACAUGUCUGGUCCAAUGCCGCAAACGCCCUUUAUUUUCCACGGAUCUUCAGAUGGAAAUUUUGGAGGAUUCCCUCAAAGUCAUCACAUCAGCACUCCCCCUGCAUCAGCAAUUGCCCACGGAAAUUCUGCCGUCCAAGAUCAGCCUCAUUACCCCAAUCAACCACCGCCUAACCAGCCCGGUAGCAUGAAUACUCAGCCAACGACUUAUACGUCCCCAUCACCUGUCCUAGUCAAAGGUAAAAGAGGACGCAAGCCAAAGGCCAAUAAGACCAAUUCAGCAGUGCAGGAUACCGCCACGUUAAAAUCUCCUAAUUGCACGCCGACCAACUCAAAAGACAAUUUUCACCGCCACUGGGCAAGACAUAAGAAUUUGAAUGGUGAAUCGGCUAGCGAUAUCUUAAUCCAAUGGGUCCUCAUCCCCGGUAAUUACAACAGAUGGCGCGAAAAGGGUUCCAAGAAGAAUGUGAUAGGCGAAGAUAUCUCGCAAUUCUUGAUUCAAAAUGGAAUCUUUGGGCGCGAUGGAAAUUCAGUGGUUCAACAAAUGCACUCGUUAGAGGAUAGGUAUCGAGAAGCUCUAGAGAGGACCAAGCAAACUGGCGGGGGACUAAUUGGAAUCUCAGGAGAGAAAUCAUUCUCCGACCAAAUCGAGGGGAUAUGCCCAUCAUUCUACGAACUGGACCAAAUCAUGGGUGAUCGACCAUCAGCCAUGCCCUUUGAUGAGAUAGACCUCGUGGACGACGUAAACGAGAAUGAUAUCCGCGAUGCUUUCCAGCUCCGUACAGCCAAUCAAGACGUCUUAGAUGUGGAACAAAACAUCAACAACCCAGAUUUUAGUGACCUCUUUGACCCAUCUGAUACCAAUGAUGAUUCAUUCAACCUACCAGCCCCUCUACAACGCGAUAACCUGAUGGCGGCCAUCCAAAAUGCAGAUCAACCAAAAGUCACCCAAUCCCCGAAGCAUCGCCGCGAGUCUACCAAUAGCAUCAAAGAAGAUUCCUUCGAUUCACACAGCGACGUUAUAGUCAAAAAGCGACGGCCAUCAGGCUCUUUUUUAAAAUCAAUUGGCUUUAGGGCUCAAUCGCCAAGCAAGUCUGUACUCAAGAUCAACACAUCUGAAGCACGUGAAAAGGCGGAUGAAAAUUAUGAACAACGCGAACGAGCUAUUCAAGCUCAUUCCAAGACGGCUAUUGGAACACUUAAGAUUGGCCAAGAGAUGUCUAGUUCAAUGAAAACUAUCUCAUCUGCCAUCACGAAUUUGGCAAACCCCAAACCCCCACCACGUGACAAAAUCGCCAAGAAGCGCGAGAAGAUGCAGUUGCGCCGUGAGAAGUGGGAGCUUCAGUUGUUAAUUCACAAGCAGAAAUCUGAGAAUGAUUAUCGUGAUCUUGAGCUAACUACUAAGACUAUACGUGAAUUGAUGGAGACGGGAAUGUCCUCCACAGAAUCUACCAACUUGGCAGAGCGUCUGAUUGAAAACCAAAAACAAAAGUCUAGACCCGAUUUAGAUGCUUUAAUGGAUUAUGACAGCAACGACAGUGAUAGUGAUUGA
Molecule: messenger RNA, 1704 nt
Organism: Melampsora larici-populina 98AG31
Lineage: Eukaryota; Fungi; Basidiomycota; Pucciniomycetes; Pucciniales; Melampsoraceae
Exons: 4
Coding region: 1-1704 (567 amino acids)
Source: RefSeq, a predicted model, not a curated record